AUGGCGAUUUCCUACGACCGCUCUUUGCCCUUCUCACUGAAUUUCCUUGGGCCCAACGUCGUCCAACAGUUCUUCAGUGACGUCCCCUCUCUGCUGAAGAUCUGCUCGGAAGACCACAUUGCCAUCGAUAUGCUGGCCGCCAAGGGAUGGACCAAGGGCUUCUCCACUUGCUUGCCUCACCUAGUCAUCAUCACUGUCUUUCUCUAUAUGGCAGCCAUUACCUACCUCAAGCUCGUGUCAAACUCCCCCUCGACGAUGGAUCUACUGGUGUCCAUCUUAUAUAUCGUGGUGACACCCACUCUGAAUCCCCUCCUCUACAGCCUGAGGAGCCAGGACAUAAAGGGGGUCGAGGAGAGAGUUUUGGAGCUGUUCUAUGGCACGCUGCUCCUCGUGGUCUACCUGGUGGCCCUGCGAAGGAAUAUCCUCAUUUUCGCCCUCACCGCCCUCAGCUGGCGCCUCUACACCCCUCUUUACCUGUUUCUCAAGAACCUGACCGUCUCCGACCUCUGCUACAUCUCCGUCACUGUCCCCAAGUCUGUCGUCUUCAUCCUGACUGAUCGUAGAUCCAUCUCCCUCCUGGGCCGUGUCACCCAGGCCUUCCUCCUGGUCAUUUUGGCCACUUCAGAGCUGUUUUUCCUCAUGGCGAUGUCCUACUACCACUACGCUACCAUCUACCACCCUCUGCGUUAUGAGCUCAUCAUGAAAAACACGGUCUGUGGAAAGAUGGUGGCCGCCUCCUGGCUAAAUCACCUGCUCAAGGACCACGUCGCCUUCGAUCCCGUUUCAGACUCCCCCCUGACCCUGGACAUGUUGGUGUCCGUGUUCUACACUGGCUUCAGGAACCAUGUGGCCAGAGGAUUCUCGCCUCACCUGGCCCCCGAGGUCUCUCCACUGGGGCCCAAGCCGGACCUACAGGGAUUCCCCUCGGAGCAGCGACUAGUUUAUCUAUGGGGACAGGGUCCAUCUGUGGAGCAGGUAUGGGAGCUGCAGCUAGUCCACGCCGCACUGUUCCUACUGGUCUUCCUGGUGACCCUGGAGGGGAAUCUCAACGUCAUCGCCGUCGCCACCCUCGACCGGUGCUAUAUGCUCCAUUUCGAUUGUCACCUCAUACUGUCCUUCACCGUCAUGCCCCCGGCCCUGAACCUUCUCAUUUACAGCUUGAGGAAUAGGGACUUGAAAGCUGCCCUGCGGACAGUCUUAAAAAGGAAAUUCCCCCAGACACCUCUAUAA
Molecule: messenger RNA, 1230 nt
Organism: Tachyglossus aculeatus (Australian echidna)
Lineage: Eukaryota; Metazoa; Chordata; Mammalia; Monotremata; Tachyglossidae
Product: olfactory receptor 14K1-like
Exons: 10
Coding region: 1-1230 (409 amino acids)
Biological process (GO): G protein-coupled receptor signaling pathway
Cellular component (GO): membrane
Molecular function (GO): olfactory receptor activity; G protein-coupled receptor activity; odorant binding
Source: RefSeq, a predicted model, not a curated record